Molecule: messenger RNA, 336 nt
Organism: Rotaria sp. Silwood2
Lineage: Eukaryota; Metazoa; Rotifera; Eurotatoria; Philodinida; Philodinidae
Source: the annotation of a GenBank genome assembly
AUGCCUGAAGUAAACAUGGAUAUUAAAAAACGUAUUCCAAUUGUUGUUAUGUGUACAACGAUUGUUCUUAAAUUAAUAACUUGGAUUGCUAUUAAUUUUUUAUCAGAUCUUACAAAAAUUGAUAUUGUAAAAGCAUUUCAUUGUGGUACAGAUCUUCUUGUCGAAGUCAAUAUUGGUUUAUCAGGUAAUUUGCGAAUUCAACAAGCACAUGAUAUUGGUACAAAUUUACAAGUGAAACUUGAGUCAUUGUCUGAAAGUGAACGUGCUUUUGUUUAUAUUGAUUAUAAAUUUCAUCAUAAGGUUGAUGAACAUAAAACAAAUUUAACGAUGUAUUGA